This is a messenger RNA of Passer domesticus (house sparrow), 1702 nucleotides long. Its product is annotated as serine/threonine-protein kinase PAK 3-like. The transcript has 12 exons. Gene Ontology annotation, cellular component: cytoplasm. The coding region runs from base 169 to 1593 and encodes 474 amino acids. Lineage: Eukaryota; Metazoa; Chordata; Aves; Passeriformes; Passeridae. Gene Ontology annotation, molecular function: ATP binding; protein serine/threonine kinase activity. The record is from RefSeq and is a predicted model, not a curated record. Gene Ontology annotation, biological process: regulation of MAPK cascade; protein phosphorylation; intracellular signal transduction.
UGGGUGGGGUGGGGCAGAAGCAAUGACUGUUACAGAACCACUGGGCCUUUCUGAGUCUCAAGUUUCUAUGGGUUGAGUGGCCACGGAGGACAAGGAAGUAUUUUGUGCUGUUGCCUUGCUUGCUGUGUGACACAGGGGUUGCAGCUGGAGUGAUGUAGUGAAAGCAGAAUGCUCUGUCUUUGGGUUGACUUUUUGUGGGCUUGCCCAGCACAGGCAGUUUUCUUACAGCAUCUGGUUGUUUUUCCCUUGUGUGUUGCAGGUCACAUCACCCGUGCCUGGAGAGAAUCCGGUCUUUGGAGCCCAACACCAACCUCGGAGGCUCCUCUGGCUGCGUGUCUUCUUGCAGAAGAGUCCAAAGGGGAGGAAGAUGCUCCCCAAACUGUGCCUGCUGCCACUGCAGGGCCUGAGCAUCCAGCAUCAAGCACAAGGGCAGCGUCAGCACCUGCUCUGGCUGCCUCUGUACCCGAGGAUGAGGCUGAAGAGGAGGAAGGUGCCAAUGAACCUGGCCCUGCUGUCAGCCCACAGCCGGAGCAAACAACACCAAGCUCCACCUCCUCUGUCCUGGCACCUGCACGAGCUGCAGCUGAAGGCUCGGGAGAAGGCUCCAGUGCCCAGGCUGGAAGCUCAAGCGCAAGCAGCUCGUGCACCUGGAGCACGACCAGCUCGUCUGGCAGCAGAGAGCAGCAGCGAGAGAGGACAGAGGACAAGUGCCUGGCCAUGCUGAAGAUGCUGGUGAGCGAGGGAGAUCCUGAGGCUAAAUACACAGAACUGGAGACUAUUGGCAAAGGGGGUUUUGGCACUGUGUGCAUGGCAGUGGAGACUGUCACAGGAGAAGAGGUGGCCAUCAAGAAAAUUAGUCUUCUGCAAGAGAGCAGCAGCGAGCUGUGCCUGAAUGAAAUCCAGGUCAUGCGUGGCAGUAAGAAUACCAACCUUGUGAACUAUGUAGACAGCUACCUGGUGGACGAGGAGCUCUGGCUCGUGAUAGAAUACAUGGAUGGAGGUUCUUUACACGAUAUCAUCAGGGAGACUCGCAUGGCAGAAGGAGAGAUAGCAGCUGUCUCUCGGGAGUGCCUGCAAGGCCUGGAUUUCCUUCACUCCAAGCAAGUGAUCCACCGAGAUAUCAAAAGCCACAACAUUCUCCUGGGCUUGGAUGGAUCAGUCAAGUUGGCUGAUUUUGGCCUUGCUGCUCAGCUUACCACCGAGCAGAGCAAACGGAGAUCAGCUGUUGGGACUACUUACUGGAUGGCGCCAGAAAUUUUCACCAGGAAGCCCUACGGCCCCAAAGUGGACAUCUGGUCCUUUGGCAUCGUGGGGAUCGAGAUGGUGGAAGGAGCGCCUCCGUACCUGAUGAAAACCUCCCGCACGGUUCAACAGCUGAUAAGCACCGGGGCCCCCCCGAAGCUGCAGAAGCCCAGGCAACAGUCGGCGUGGCUGCGAGACUUUCUGCACUGCUGCCUGGAGAGGGACGAGGACAGGCGCUGGUCUGCCCAGGAACUUCUGCAGCAUCCGUUUGUAACGUCAGCCAAGCCAGUCUCCACCCUGACGCCUCUGAUCAUGGCCACGCAGCAGUUCAUGGCCAACAGGAGAUACUAGCCCUGGAAGAGGCCUUUGUUUCUGUUUGUAGUUUGUAGUUUGUAGUUUAUAGCUUGUAGUUUGUAGUUUGUUUAGAGUGAUAGUCAGAAUAAAUACUAUAAUAAAUAAA